Poecilia reticulata (guppy) is the source of this 1905-nucleotide messenger RNA. It is a transcript of the gene spic, whose product is annotated as Spi-C transcription factor (Spi-1/PU.1 related). Gene Ontology annotation, biological process: regulation of transcription by RNA polymerase II; cell differentiation. Gene Ontology annotation, molecular function: sequence-specific DNA binding; DNA-binding transcription factor activity, RNA polymerase II-specific. Lineage: Eukaryota; Metazoa; Chordata; Actinopteri; Cyprinodontiformes; Poeciliidae. Gene Ontology annotation, cellular component: nucleus. The record is from RefSeq and is a predicted model, not a curated record.
AAGAGUGAAAAUCUCAACAUUUUUUAAUACAAAUCCCUUCACACUCUUGUGAAGUAAUGUGGGGAAAGCUGAUUAUGUAACCUUUUAUUCACGCAUUAAUCCAAGCGUGUCCAACUCUUUUGUCUGAGCGGUGUGUGCCGCGAAGCGCUCCGGGCCGAAAGGGGAACUUCAGGAACGAGUCAGUUGAUAUUUAAAACUGCAGCAGAGAGAUAAAUUAACUUCUCAAAAAAAGGAUUGUUUAUUUGAACAGCAGGGCGGACUCUGUUGGGCAAAGAAAGACACGAGUCGGCCCUGCAGUAGCCAGCGCAGCAUUAACCAUUAACUUAUACAAUCACGACCAGAAGUCUUUAUAGUGUUCGGGUAAAUUGGGUGUUUAAUUGGUCUUGACUUUUAUUGCCUCAUUUUCGGCCUAAGCGCUGCAGGUUGAUGUCGAAAGCAGCAUUUUGUGUGAAAUAAAGCUGAUAAUUGAAAGUGAAAAAAGGAAAAGGAAACUCAAGAAAAUAUGAGAAACUCAGCCCUUAACCUGCAGCUUUGAACGCAGAUCUGUAUAUUAGAUAUAUGUCAAGCGCCCUGUAUGCAAAUUCUUUGGUCAGGCUGCAAAUUGGUGGUAUUCCUGGCUUAAGUUUGCACAGAAAAGACCUUUUUGUUGUUUGUAGAUUGUGAUCUUGGCAAUCCGGGAGGGAGAGAAAUGCUCAGCAUUAUCUGUGCUACCAGGAAAGAAGAAGUGUGCGACAUUAACGCAUUUAAAUUGACCUGCCGCUCUGCCCAUUAAUGUGGCGGAGGUGCUGGAGUUCUGCGUCACGUAUAUAUACCUGUGCAAGAUGUGUACCUGCACCAUUCGCUUUAUUAGGACAGAAAUGGCCUCCUCUGAGGGAAACACUCCGACCUAUAAGAUGAUGUCUUUAGACCCUGAUAUCAACCAACACUUUCAGGAUGCAAUAGAUGUGAUCCAGCAGCAUUCACACAACGCAUACUGCGAUCCAGAGGGUAAAUAUUUUGAGACGCUGGGCAGCCAGCCGUCGUCUCUGCAGGUUCAGAUGUCCUACCAUGUCUUCGCACACCAAUCUGACAUCCCAGCUGUAGGCUACGACUGGAGCGAAACGGCUCAGCACUCCUGGCCUCAGGUCAUCCCCGACGUCUCGUUGAGCCACUCGGUGCAGAACGAUUCGCCGCAUUUCUACUCCAUCAUCCCACCGCAGAGGAACAGCAAAGGACGUAAGAAGCUGAGGUUGUACGAGUAUCUCCAUGAAGCCCUUAACGACCCCAGCAUGGGCGACUCGAUACAGUGGACGGACAGCAGCAGCGGCACGUUCCACUUCAUCUCCAAGAACAAAGAGAAGCUGGCCGAGUGCUGGGGCCAGCGCAAGGGCAACCGCAAAACCAUGACCUACCAGAAGAUGGCAAGAGCCCUGAGGAACUACAGCCGCACCGGCGAGAUCGUCAAAGUGCGCCGCAAGCUCACCUACCAGUUCAACCCGGAUAUCCUGCACAGGCUCGGCUCGGCGCAGGUACCCAUGCACCUGCAGCGCCCGUCUGCGCAGGACGACGCCCACAGUCUGCAGGAAAGCCCGUCCGAGCAGAGCUACCCCGCGUCGGCGGCGGCAGACUGGCACGGCUGGUACGGACACUACCAGCUUCAGGAAGACUACGACCUGGCGGCGAGCUUCACCUCACACAGCUCAGCCAAACUGUGAGCCGACAGGCAGCAGAUCCUGAAACUGUUUUGUCGUUUGGAGGGAUUCUCUAAAAGACUCUCGUCUGCAUGUUGCACCUAAAUGUUCUGUGGAUGAUCAGCUAAAAGCAGCACACGAUGUGGUCCAGUCAUUUCAGCAGUUUCUGUAAAUAAUCUGUAAAUAUUGUCAAAAAUGAUGUUGAAAUUGAAGUAAAAGAUUAUGUUCUCGUUUU